Messenger RNA from Lolium perenne, 597 nucleotides. The record is from RefSeq and is a predicted model, not a curated record. NCBI's taxonomy places the organism in Eukaryota, Viridiplantae, Streptophyta, Magnoliopsida, Poales, Poaceae.
AUGGAGGAGGAGCGGUGCGCGGCGGCAGCGUUCGACGAGAUCCGGCGCCUCCCCGCCGAGGUGAACUGGGAGAUGCUCGGCGCCGCGCUCUUCUCAGGCGUCUCCGCCGCGCUCUACCCGGCCGUCGUUGUCAAGACGCACCUCCAGGUGGCGCCGCCCCCGCAGGCUGCCGCCGCCACCGUGCGCGCCAUCCUCUCCCGCGACGGCCUCCGCGGCUCGGCCACCAAGAGCUCCGUCGGGCCCGCCGCCGUCCGCCUCGGCGUCUCCGAGCCGGCCGCUUCAGCAAUCGCCUCGGCCGCCGCGGGCGUGUCCGCCGCCGUCGCCGCGCAGGUGGUCUGGACCACCGUCGACGUCGUCAGCCAGCGCCUCGUGGUCCACAGCGCCCGACGGCCCCUUGACCUGCUGAACAACCCGGACCUGGUGGCGGCGGACGCGGUGGUGUCCUUCAGGGCGGCACUCUGGUUCUGGAUGGCCCUGCAGGCGGACAAGCCGUCGUCGCACGCGUGGUCCAGAUCGACGACGAGCGCCGGCGAGGACCAGAUCGAGGACAAGCGCCGGCGAGGACCAGAUCGAGGACAAGCGCCGGCGUGGACUUGA